Molecule: messenger RNA, 729 nt
Organism: Dimorphilus gyrociliatus
Lineage: Eukaryota; Metazoa; Annelida; Polychaeta; Dinophilidae
Source: the annotation of a GenBank genome assembly
UAGAAGCAUACACUAGAUCAAUAACUCAUAAUGUCUUUCUCAGGUAUGUUGCUAAGUAUUUUACAAACAAUGUAUUUAUUUUAUGCUUAAAUUAAUAAACAUAUUUAGAAGAAGAAGAAAUUAUUCAGUAAAAAGGUGCAAGAGGUAGAAGAAGAAGAAGAAGAAGAAGUACUUCUAAGUAGGAAGAAAAUGACUGGUCGUUCUAUCAGUAUUUCAACUGUUUUUGACUGGACGGAUUAUGUUCCUAAAAGUCGUAAUCAUUCGACGAAUGGAAGAUUCUUUAGGCAAAGAAAAAAUACCAUUACCAAAGGUGAACAGGAAAUUAUGACAGGAAUUUAUAAUAACAGGACGGAAGGGAAAAAAGCGAAAUCAUUAACUGAUUUGCUAACAACCGGAACUUGCCACAAAGACGCCUGGAAGACGGAGAGGAAAAUACUUGUAGCUCCAAAGGAAACCAAGGUUGUUUCUAUAGCAGAAUCUGAGGAUACAAUCUCAAAUAAUAGAGAGAGAACAGCUAAGAAAAUAAACGUUUAUAUCCCAAGGGCUGAAAGUCCCCCACAUCCUCCUCUACCAAGCCCAGAACUUACUCGCAAGACUAGUUCAUCAGCCAGCUCUUCGAGCGAACUAUGGCCAACAUGGGAAGGUAGAAGAAGCUCUAGAAAUUCAAUACCUCUGAAGAGCGUAAGAAUUAAUUACUGCGAUAUUCCCAGAACCCCUUCAUUCUCAUAA